AUGAUAAAAAAAUAUGAGAUUGUGCAACUUUGUCAAUUAGCGUGUGGCACGACACGAGGCAAGUUGUUUCCAGCGGUUUGCAGGCCAACUUGUUUACUUGUACCCUUCCAGAAAAGAGAGAUUCUAGUAAGAAAUGGCAAUCCCAAUGUCCCAUACCUCUUCUUAGUUUUGAUUUUCGCAAUAAACCAGUACGGAGAAGGCCAAAAUCAUGAUCAUGAAUACUGUCCCGAAUUACGGUGUGGUCGCCACGGCCCAGCCAUACGAUUUCCUUUCCAACUCAAAGACCGCCACCCAAAGUAUUGUGGGUUUCCUGGGUUUCAGCUAUCCUGCACCCAUACCAAAGAUACUGUGCUCGAGCUGCCAAUUCCAGUAAAGCUGUUUGUCAAAAAGAUUGACUACAAAUCUCAGGAAAUUCACGCAUAUGACCCACAUGGUCAGUGCCUUCCUCGCCAACUUUUGGGAAUCAAUUUGUCUUAUAUUUCCUCAGAUUUCCAACUCAAAAAAGAUUAUCAUGAAUACCUUGAUGACUAUGCCUUAUUCAAUUGUUCCCAUACAAAACCUGAUUAUAACCCUCGGAUCUCUUGUCUUAGUGGCUCUACCUACCGAGUUUGUGCCUUAUACCAUGAUAGAGACAUAGCAAACUGGCCCAAACCUCCUUGCACGAAGAUGAAUAACCUUAUAUCAUUUCCAACGAGAAUUAUAGAUGGUUUUGAUAAGAUUCUUCACUUGGAAUGGUCCAGACCAGCCUGCGGAUACUGCGAAGUUCAAGGCUUGAAUUGUAGAGUAUUGGCGAGUAAUAGCACCGACUCAGAAACUGAGUGCUUCCUCAAACAUGCUAAUCACACCACAGGUGCCAUCGUAGGUUCUUCUGUAUUAAUACUAGCAGUACUCUUUGGAGUCUACCGUGUGUAUAGUUAUAAUAAAGAAGAAAAAGAAAAUGAAGCAAAGAUAAAAGAGUUCUUGGAAGAUUACAAAAAUUUUAAGCCCUCGAGAUACUCGUAUGCUGAUAUUAAAAGGAUCGCAGAUCGAUUUACAAAUAUGUUGGGCCAAGGUGCAUAUGGAACAGUGUUCAAAGGAAAGCUUUCAAAUGAAGUCUAUGUUGCUGUGAAGAUCUUGAAUGCUUCCAAGGGAAAUGGAGAAGAAUUCAUAAAUGAAGUGGGAACAAUAGGUAGGAUCCAUCAUGUCAAUGUGGUUCGCUUGAUUGGCUUUUGUGCUGAUGGAUUUAGACGAGCUUUGGUUUAUGAGUUCUUACCAAACGAUUCGUUAGAGAAGUUCAUAUCUUCAGCAGAUGCCAAGAGUUGUUUUCUUGGGUGGACUAAGCUACAAGAUAUUGCCCUCGGCAUAGCAAAUGGAAUCGAAUAUCUUCACCAAGGGUGUGACCAACGAAUCCUUCAUUUUGAUAUCAAACCUCGUAACAUUUUACUAGACACAAACUUCAAUCCAAAAAUUUCUGACUUUGGUCUCGCCAAGCUGUGUUCUAAGGAUCAGAGUUUGGUGUCCAUGACCACAAUCAGGGGGACUAUGGGUUACAUUGCACCUGAAGUGUUCUCUAGGAACUUUGGGAAUGUUUCCUAUAAAGCAGAUGUUUUUAGUUUUGGAAUGUUGUUACUUGAAAUUGUUGGAGGAAGGAAAAAUAUGCACGACGACGUUACACCUGAAAAUGCUGGCCAUGUCUACUUUCCAGAAUGGAUUUAUAAUUUCUUGGAACAAAAAGAAGACUUACGAGUCUUCAUUGAAGAUGAAGAAGAUGAAAGCAUUGCGAGAAAACUUGCCAUUGUUGGACUUUGGUGUAUCCAGUGGCACCCUGUGGAUCGUCCUUCCAUUAAAUCUGUGAUACAAAUGUUAGAAGGAAAAGGAGAUAAACUUAUCAUGCCUCCUAAUCCUUUUGCCUCCAUUGACAAUGCAAGAAUCAAUGCGAGGAGGCCUACAAUGCAUUUAAACCGGGAAUUAGAAAUCCUACCAGAAGAAGAGUAA
This is a messenger RNA of Juglans microcarpa x Juglans regia, 1974 nucleotides long. Its product is annotated as rust resistance kinase Lr10-like. Gene Ontology annotation, biological process: protein phosphorylation. NCBI's taxonomy places the organism in Eukaryota, Viridiplantae, Streptophyta, Magnoliopsida, Fagales, Juglandaceae. The record is from RefSeq and is a predicted model, not a curated record. Gene Ontology annotation, molecular function: protein kinase activity; ATP binding; polysaccharide binding. The transcript has 2 exons. Bases 1 to 1974 code for a protein of 657 amino acids.